Molecule: messenger RNA, 3366 nt
Organism: Adineta steineri
Lineage: Eukaryota; Metazoa; Rotifera; Eurotatoria; Adinetida; Adinetidae
Source: the annotation of a GenBank genome assembly
AUGAAUAGAGAUAAAACUGAUACGAAGAAACCUAGUUAUUGGUACUGCGAUAGAUGCGGUCGUAGCAUAAACCAUGGUGAAUUUCGCUAUAAUUGUACUGUUUGCGAUAAUUAUGAUUAUUGUGAACAAUGUGCUACAACAGCUACUCCAAUACAUCCACAUCGAAUGGUUCCUGAGCUUGCGUAUGGUCUCGAAGAAAGUCGAGAGUGUGGUAGAGUAGAUUUUUCUACUGGAAUUCGAGCUGCAAUAGCAAAAUAUUGUGAUCGUCAUUGUUUGGGUACACGAGAUAUUGAUAAUGACAAUCCUUCCAUCUAUAAAGAUUCAUAUUCAUGGAUAACAUUUAAAACUAUAGGUGAUCGAACAAAAAAUUUUGGUCAUGGAUUACGACGUCUAAUCGAACCUCGAGCAUAUCUUGGUAUCUGUGCUGCAAAUAGACCUGAAUGGGUAAUCACUGAUUUUGCAUGUAUUUUACAAAGUAUCAUUAGUGUACCAAUAUAUACUUUGUUUACUGAUCGUGAAAUAGCAUAUGUAAUUAAUAAUACACAAAUAUCAGUGAUUGUUUGUGAUCAAAAUAUGUUAGGAAGAUUUGUUGCAUUACAUUCACAAUGUCCAACACUUCGACAUAUAGUAUGUAUGGAUCCUAUUCUCAAUACAAUAUCUCCAAACAAAUCAGAUAAUGAUCUUUCCAUUCAUUAUAUGGGUGACAUCGAAAAUGAUGGUUUAGCGAAAAAAUAUGAAUAUGUCAGUAUGGAACCUGAUGAUCAUCUCACAGUUAUAUAUACCAGUGGUAGUACUGGCUUUCCUAAAGGUGCGAUUAUCUCAGAAAGUACCUUUCGAGCUACAUUUCCACAUUGGGGAAUGUCAUCUUCUCUUGAACGUAUUACAUUGUCAUAUCGACCAUUAGCGUGGUCAGCUGAUCGUGAUGCUGUUAUUACUACCUUUCUCGAUGGAGGUCGAACUGGAUUUUCGACAGGUGAUCCUUCUCGACUCAUGGAAGAGUUAGCUCUUGUUCGACCAAAUUAUUUUGGUGCUCCUCCAAGUAUUUGGAAUAAAAUAUAUACUGAAUUCAAUACUAGUCUUGCACUUAUCACAGCAAAUUCUACUGUUUAUGCCACCUCAAAAGAAGAACACCAUCUUCUACAACAAUUCUCAAAACUCAUUCCUAAUAGAUGCAAAUCGAUUACGAUUGGUGGUGCAAAAGUUAGUCCAGCAGUAUUAGAUUUUAUGAAACGAUGCUUUACACAUUGUUCUGUCAAUGAAUCAUACGGCAUAACUGAAUGUGGAAGUGUAGCAUAUAAUAAUCAAGCUGAUUAUUAUCUUCAAUAUCGACUUGAAUCUGUCGUUGAUAUGGGAUAUACACUUGAUGAUAAACCAUAUUCAAGAGGUGAACUUUUAGUUAAAACAAAACAAAUGUUUUCAGGAUAUAUUAAUAAUCCAGAUGAAACACAUGCUGCUAUUACUGAAGAUGGAUUUUUUCGAACUGGCGAUAUUGUUGAAUUACGAACUGAUCAAAGUAGUUUACCUCAUAUUCGUGUUAUUGAUAGGAAAAAGAAUUUCUUCAAACUUUCACAAGGACAAUUCGUAUCACCUGAAUAUCUUCAAACUAUUUAUAUUCAAAGUCCAUUCGUUGAACAAAUCUAUAUCCAUGGUGAUCUUUUAUCAGAUUCUGUUUCUGCUGUUAUUGUUCCAAAUCAACAAUAUGCACAAGCAUUUGCACUUCAACAUAAUCUAGCAUUAUUAGAUAUGAACAAUUCUCAUCCAUUAUUUUAUCAAGCUAUUCUUCAAGAUCUUCAAACAAUAGCUAAAAAGGAAUCACUGAGAAAACAUGAAAUACCAUCAUAUAUUAUUAUUGAUUUUCAAGCAUUCACACCUGAAAAUGGUCUUCUGACUUCAUCAAUGAAACCUUGUCGUCAUAAACUAGCAACAUAUUAUGCUGAUCAACUGAAAACAUCAAAUAGAAUUGAAAAAAAACUCAAAACUAUUAUUAAAACAAUUACAAGACAAUCAGUUCUAUCAGAUACAGAUGAAAACUUAUUUGUUAAUACUGGUAAUGAUUCAUUAUCAUCUGUUCGUUUAUCUCGAAUGAUUGAAAAUGAUCUUGGCAUAUCAUUACCAUCAAAUAUUCUUUAUCAUCCACAGCUUAAUUUACAACAAUUAACAAAUCUUAUUCAAAAUCCUUCUCAAAUUUCAUUAUUUUCCAAACAAACAAUUCAAUCACAAUUAAUAAAUCAUUCUCAAUUAGAUUUAAAUAUUACAAUUACUAAUCAUAAAUCAACCGCAUCAAUCAAUUAUCCAUCAAAAAUAUUUAUCACUGGAACAACAGGUUUUGUUGGUGCAUUUGUUUUAUCUGAAUUAUUAACAACAUAUUCAUCGACAUGUCAGUUUGUAUGUUUAGUUCGAUGUAAUAAUGAAACUAAUUCACUAGAUCCAUUUGAUCGUAUUAAAAAUAAUAUGAUAUUUUAUAAAAUCUGGAAAGAUGAAUAUAAACAACAAAUUCUUGCAUUAAAAGGUGAUUUAACAAAGUUUCAUUUUGAUUUAAAUGAUGAAAUUUAUAAUCAACUUCAUGAUGAUAUUGACAUGAUUUAUCAUUGUGGUGCAAAUGUUAAUUUUAUUCUUUCAUAUAAUCAACUUUAUCCUACAAAUGUUGUUGGAACAAAAGAAAUGAUUACUUUUGCUUGUUUUAAUCCAUCUACUUGUAUACCUAUACAAUAUAUUUCAACGAUAAGUGUUGUGUCAAAUCAUCUUGAUUUUAAUCAAAAAAUAUCGAUUGAUAAUAUUUCACCUAGUAAAUUAGUUAAUGGUUAUGCACAAAGUAAAUGGGUUGCAGAAAAAUUAAUUCAAAAAGCAAUUGAUUAUGGAUUAUCAGUUAAUAUUUAUCGUCUUGGAUUAAUAUGUGCUGAUAGUAGAACAGGUGCAUGUAAUCAACAUGAUUUUUAUACUUUAUUAUUUAAUGAAAUUAUGAAAAUACAUUCUUAUCCUCAAUCAAUGAUUUCAUAUCAUUUUAAUGGAUUACCAGUGGAUUUUACAGCUAAACUUAUUGUUCAUUUAAGUAGUAAUCAAGAUAGUAAGUAUGGAAAUAUUUAUCAUUUAAUCAAUAGAAAUUGUGAAAUAAAAUGUGAUGAAAUAAUUGAUGGAAUGAAAAAAUGUGGUAUUGUAAUUGAAGGUAUUGAUGAUAAUGAAUGGAAAAUGAAAAUGAAAACAAUUGAGAAUGGAGAAUUAUUUGUUGGAAAUAUAUUUGGGGAAAGAAAUGGAGAAUCAAAUGGGAAAAUGAAUACUAAUGUUUGUGGAUUAGAGUGUCCAUCAGUAGAUAAAGAGUACAUAAUUAAAUGGUUAGGUUUUAUAUUAAAUAAUAUUUCAAAACGCUGA